AUGCAGCAAGUCUACAUCCACGAAGGCCCCUACGAGUCAAUUCCCUCGACCGCACCGCCGGGACUCCAGUUCCUCAAAGACUUCCUCCCAGCCUUGGACUCACUCGAUCCAAGCGCAAACCCCGUGUCCCCAUUCAUCCACCCCGACGCCCGUAUCCUCGUCGGCAGCAGCCCUCCCAACAAAGGCACAGACGUGAUCGGCCUCCUCGAUGUCCGACAGCGACAUCUCCAGCGCUUCCACCACGACGUACACCGGGCGUGGGAUAUUGCACGAACGGAUACGGGGAACCAUGCCCGGACGGUGAUGUUCGAGGCGACGAGCGGCGCGGUCUUUCGUAAUGACCCGGAUCGGUUCGAGGUGCGGGUGAAGGAGUUUAACGUUCUCGAGCUGGAGAUGUCUGGCUCACAGUCCGACGGACACUCCGACGGCGGCGAAGAGGGCAAGGAACGGCUUAUCGCGGUGGAGAUGCGGACGUACAUGGAUGCUCGACCGGUGCAGGAUCAAGCGGCGCGGGUGCAGAGAGAAUCGGCGUAUGGGGAGGCGAGGACAACGGGGUGA
Molecule: messenger RNA, 558 nt
Organism: Aspergillus thermomutatus
Lineage: Eukaryota; Fungi; Ascomycota; Eurotiomycetes; Eurotiales; Aspergillaceae
Exons: 1
Coding region: 1-558 (185 amino acids)
Source: RefSeq, a predicted model, not a curated record